Messenger RNA from Bactrocera latifrons, 824 nucleotides. It is a transcript of the gene E(spl)m4-BFM, whose product is annotated as enhancer of split m4 protein. Gene Ontology annotation, biological process: sensory organ development; Notch signaling pathway. The record is from RefSeq and is a predicted model, not a curated record. Bases 118 to 600 code for a protein of 160 amino acids. NCBI's taxonomy places the organism in Eukaryota, Metazoa, Arthropoda, Insecta, Diptera, Tephritidae. The transcript has a single exon.
UUCGUACAGUGAGCAACACUAGCAAGUCAUACACAGCUCUACCACGUUAAAAGCAAGUCUUUGAGCAAAUUUUCCACUACGCACAAAUUAAACCGUAAAAUAAAACAACAACACAAAAUGUACACCACCGAGUAUGAGAACAGCGUGAACAUGAGCGCCGAGAAGCAACAGAAGAAGGUCAGCUACAGUAUUAAGCGUUUGCUGAAGCAACUCUUCAAAACACAACAACAAMARCAAAAGCAACAACAAGAAUUGUUGGAGAAUUUCGCCAACAGCAAGAAAGCCAACUCAUUGGAAUCACUCGAAUCUYUGGAGAAUUCACGCAAUGCCGAUCUGGAGUCCGUAGCUGAGUGCAUCUCGCUCGAAUCCUGUGAGAAUGUUGCCAAUGAACGUUUGGCCGCCUCAUGCGAUUUGGAAGAUUACGAAUUUGCCGAUAUCACCACGGUGCCCGUACAUUUCUUACGCACUGCWCAUGGUACUUUCUUCUGGACCGCCAACACUGAUUUGCCAGCCGAUAAUGAUCUUAUCGAACCCUUGUACUGCAGCACYGGCAAUCAGAUCGCCACCACACAAAUGCAAGAUCGUUGGGCACAAGCCUAAGCGUUUGUGGCUGAUGAGUUAUGGAGCGAGCAAGUGUGAUACAGCGCCAUUGAGGUCUUCCAGGUCCACUACACACACAUAUUUGGUGGACCAUGCUGAGAAACGCAAAGCUUUAAUUGUUUGUGAUAUUUUUGAAAGUACGUACGUAUACUAUAUAAGAAAUGGUUAAGAAAUUAAUGUUUACAAAUAUUUAUACAAAAGAAAUAAUUAUACAAUAUAACAAU